UGUUACACCUUCAGAGAUGAAAAUUCCAAUACGUCACCAACACGCUAAGCUCUUUAUAGUGUAAGUACCUACUCUAUAUUUAUGUUUGCCUGGUACGUCCCGAUCAAAUACAAUAUCCAUUAUAUCUAGUGAUAAGGAUGAAAACAAACCGACGAUUAACACACAGGCAUUCUUUAAAGUGAUGCUGGUUGGAAGGUGUGGUAUAAAAGGUUUAAUAAAAUAAUAAAAAAAAUAUUUUGGCAAAAUGGCGGUGCUGUUGCAAGUUGUAUCAUCGAUCAUUAUCUGCUAUCUCUGCAUGAGUCUCGGCCUAAUGUUCACAUGGCCAUCCUCCACCCUGCAACUCUUCGAGUCACAGAACACCACUCUAACCAGACCCAUGGGUUCCACUGAACUGGCCUUGUUCAGCAGUCUUUCUUCCAUUGGUGCUAUGAUAGUCACGCCGGUGGCUGCGUAUCUGAUGGAUACUAUUGGACGGAAGAAAACUGCUUUGGUGUUGUCUAUGGCUAGUACGCUCUCCUGGACCUUAAUAGCAGCAUCAAACCAAGUGGAACUAGUCCUAACUGCCAUAUUCAUAUCGGGCAUGGGAGGGGCCGUAUUCUUAGUAGUGCCCGUGUAUAUCGGGGAAAUAUGCCAAGAGUCUAUCAGGGGGGCGAUGAUGUCGUGCUCAAUAGUCUUCGCCGCUGGUGGAAUGUUGGUUUCGUAUAUUUUGGGGGGUUAUUGCGAGUAUCACGUGAUGAUUUAUGCGAGUCUGAGCGUGUGCGUCUCAGGGGCUGCACUUCUUUUGUUGUUGAAAGAAUCGCCGACGUUUCUGAUGCAGAAGGGGUUGGAGGCGGAAGCAAUAAGGUCUAUAGCCUUCUACAGAAGUGCGGACCCUGACUCGAAAGAAGUGCUCAAUGAACUGAACGCUAUAAGGAGAGCUAUCAAUCCUGACUUAGAAGAAUCAGUCAGUGAGGAAGAACAGAAACUGAAUAAAGAUGAAAAGGUGGAGAAGAAACCCCAGGCACCGAAGGAGAAACUGUCCAUCAUACAGUUCUUAAGAAAGUCCCCAUCAACCCGGCGAGCUCUCUUCGUGGCAGUCACAGUGGGUGUCUCAGCCGUCUUCCAAGGCCUCAUAGUGGUCCAGGUCUACGCUAUGCCACUGUUCUCUGAAGCCAUCCCCACUAUGUCUGCUACAGUCUGCAGUAUUAUCUUCGCUUUGGUUACGAUUCUUUCUGCUCUGGGCUCGGCGUACUUGUCGGAGACUGCUGGAAGGAAGGCCCUCAUGGUAUACUCCUGCAUGGCAUCAGGUCUCUGCUGCCUGACCCUCGGCUCCCAGAUCCAGCUGCACUGGGCCCCUCACGCUUUAACAGCUGUCUUGAUAUACGCCUUCUGUGUGUUCUACACUCUCGGAGCUGGGACGAUACCCUUCGUCAUAGCCGCUGAAGUCUUCCUGCCUGAGAUCAAAAGUUUCGUCUCAAUGCUGUGUAUCGAACUGAACUGGCUGUGCAGUUUCAUCAUUCUGUUCAUUUUCAACCCGCUAGUGGAGGCUAUCGGGUUAGGGCCAGUGUUCUACCUCUUCGCUACAAUAUGCUUCUGUUCUUCGCUCUUCUGCAUAUUCUUCUUGCCAGAGACCAAAGGACUGACUGUAGAUGCGAUACAGCUUCUGUUUUUGGAUUCUAAGAAGAAGAAUUCUAGGGUUUGAAGUUUUUGAAGUGGAUUAAUGUUUUGUGAGUUGUUAAGUGAUUUAAGUGAAGUCAAGUCUGUGAUGAGACUGAUGAAGUAAUGAUGGUUAUUUUGUCGGACUAAUAAUUGUUUACCCAAGUCUUAUUACGGGUCUUAUGGAUUAAUAACUUACUGACAGGUUCAGAAAUCCAUUUCGAAGUAAACGAUUCAAUGUAAGUAAUUUGGUAUAUUUUAAAUAUCAACGCUUUAAAAGAUCUUGAGACCUCUUGGCCUAGACCUAACUCUAAGCUAUGAUUAUUUUUAAAGACUAUUUUGGAAAAUACAAGUCAGUAUUAAAAUUUUAUUGCGCACACAAAUAAAGAAACACGUAGAAAAUGGAGAAAGAAUUCAUGCUAUCCCGCCCUAUUUGCAUUCCUGUAAAUAGUCCUUCCUAUUCCCACUUGUGUAACAGACGCCAUUUUAAUAUUCUUUCUUUAUGUGCGAGCGUUAUACCUACAAUGAAUUUAGUAAUAAUUAAGUGUAAAUAGGUAACUUUUAUUAUUAAAUGACGUAAAAGCGACGUUAAUCUGCUAAACCUUAAUGAUGUUUGUAGUUGUAAUAGUUAAAGCGUCAAAUGGUUAAUUUUGUAUGCAGUGAUUAAAUUUAAUUUUAGGCUUAAGAUAGUCAUAAGCACUUUAUUGUAAUUUAUGAGGAUGGAAAAGAAAGAAAAGUUGAAACUAUACAUGGAGUUAAUUUGA
Molecule: messenger RNA, 2399 nt
Organism: Plutella xylostella (diamondback moth)
Lineage: Eukaryota; Metazoa; Arthropoda; Insecta; Lepidoptera; Plutellidae
Product: facilitated trehalose transporter Tret1
Biological process (GO): transmembrane transport
Cellular component (GO): membrane
Molecular function (GO): transmembrane transporter activity
Source: RefSeq, a predicted model, not a curated record